UGGAUGGAUGGGUACACAGGUGGAUGGAUGGAUGGAAUUGCCACCAUACGCCUGUGGAGGUUGUGAAAUGCAGGGAGAUUUGUGAGUAGUUGGUUGGCUUAAGAGGAUCAUGGUCAUCCCUGAGAAUAAUGCACAGUUUAGACAUUUGCGAGUGUGUUAAGAAACAAAAAUGACAGAGAAACAUUGGAAUCAUCACCUUAAUUGUUAUGUAUUGCCCAUCACUUCCCUAAUCUCCCCUUGAACCUGUUGCCCAGUCCAUCCCAUCAUCUCUUCAUCCUCUUGUACAGUUAUUCUAAUCUGAGGGGAGCUGGCCUCUGUUAGGGGUGUGUGCUAGUUUUUUAGUCAUCUACAUAAUAAGGAACAACUGGGGCACCUGGGUGGCUCAGUGGGGUAAGCAUCCGACUUCAGCUCAAGUCACGAUCUCACACUCCGUGAGUUCGAGCCCCGUGUCACGCUCUGUGCUUGACAGCUCAGAGGCUGGAGCCCGCUUCAAAUUCUGUGUCUCCCUCUCUCUCUGCCCCUCCCCCACUCAUGCUCUGUCUCUCUCAAAAAUAAAUAAGCAUUAAAAAUUUUUUCGAAAAAUAAUAAGGAACAACUCGUGAGGCGUGGCGGAGGGGGAGGCAGAUGCUAGGUGCCUGUCUUAGCAAUGACAUCUCCCACUUGUUGAGCACGUACUGUGUACCAGACUCUUCGGUCACAUUGGCUCACUUAACGCUCUGAACAACUCUGAGUGGAAAGCAGUGCUGUGAACCCCAAGCUCCAGGUUAAACAAUUUGCCUGAGGCUAUACAGACGGUAAUGGGCGUAUCAAGGAUUUGAACUCAGAUGCAGAGUCUGAGCACUUGAAAUCCUUACCCAGCCUGGGGGCCACAUUGAUCACCCAGAGACCAAAGCUUGAAAACCUCUGAAAAGAUUUCGGUGCUGCCUCCAGGGUCCCAGGUCCCCUGUCCCCACCUUUACAUGGUUUUUUUGCUCCUUCUUCCUUCCGGGACAUUUUCAACUUGGCAAAAUGUAUUCGGAACCAAGCCAAGAGAGGGGAGCGAUUCCAAAAGAUUUAUGAUUUGAGAAACUAUAGUCUUUUCUAAUAACUGACCUUGUGCCCAUUAUGUCAUCUCUUGGUUGUGGGGGUGCCACAGAGUUCCAUUUGUCAGCGUGUCCAGGUGUCUUUUGUCUAUGUCACUGGUGGAAGAAAAUAUCAAUGACAGGUCAUCACAGUUCCUUCCAAAGAGGCUGAUCUAGAUGAGUUGAGACUACCCAGCUAGGAUACCGGGAACUUGUAAGUGAGGAACCUUGGGCCUCACCACGUACCCAAGUAGGUGUUUCCGUACUUCAAAGUCAACAUUUGGGAAGCUGUGUGCUUAAUCCAACAAUUCUGCCAUUGCUGAAAACAUCUUUGGGGGCUCUCGUUUGCUUUUAGAUAAUGUUUAAAACCUACCUUGUUCCUUUACGGUGACUCCGUAUCUUCAGUUUAUUUAUUUUUUAUUUUUUUAAAUCAUUUUUUAAGUUUAUUUAUUUUGAGAGAGCGAGCGAGCAGGGGAGAGGCAGAAAGAGGCAGAGAGAAAGAGAAUCCCGAACAGGCUUUGCACCACCAGCGCGGAGCCCGACGGGGGGGGGGGGGGGGGCUCAACCUCACGAACCGUGAGAUCGUGACCUGAACUGAAACCAAGAGUCAGAUGCUUAGCCGACUGAGCCACCCGGGCGCCCCUCUGUAUCUUCAAUUCAAAACAGCAUCACAGCACUUGAUCAUUCAUGUACUUUCUCACCAGGCCUGUCUCCCAGUGACUUGUGGCCAUUUCCAAAAUACCAGACAUAUCCUCGAAGCAUGAAAAUCUGCCUUUGCCAGGGUUAAUCCGAAGGUUCUCUAGCUGCCUUAGGCAGCCCAGGAAGAAUUUGAAGAAUGAGUGGGCUGUGGCAGGUGGACGUAGGAGCCCACAGCUCCCUGCCGUGACGACACAGAGGGCCAGCGGGCACUUGGAUGUCUAAGGCCCUGCCUCGGCAGAGUGGCCAUGUCAGAAGGGGAGAGCAAGGACAGCUCGGGCAGCGAGUGUCCCGUGUGCUACGAGAAGUUCCGCGACCUGGACGGCGCCAGCCGCACCCUGAGCUGCGGCCACGUGUUCUGCCACGACUGCCUGGUCAAGUACCUGCUCUCCACCCGCGUGGACGGCCAGGUGCAGAGGACCAUCGUCUGCCCCAUCUGCCGCUACGUCACCUUCCUCAGUAAGAAGAGCUCCCGCUGGGCUUCCAUGCUGGACAGGAGCUCCCAGACCUUGGCCGUGCCCGUGGGCCCCCUGGCCGCCUCCCCGACGGCCUGGAGGCCGCCCCCCAGCCAGGGCGCCCAGCUCCCCUCGGACCCGCCGCCCGGCCUGGCCCGGGAGCCCCAGGUCUUCGUCAUCAGCCGCCACGGGAUGCCCCUGGGCGAGCAGGACAGCGUGCUGCCCCAGCGCAGCCUGGCCGAGCUGUCGGAGGCCUCGCCGGCCCCCAGUUCCCGCCGGGCCUUCUGCUGCCGCUCGCGGGCCCUGCUACUCAUCACCCUCAUCGCCGUGGUGGCCGUGGUGGCCGCCAUCCUGCCCUGGGUGCUGCUGGUGAGGAAGCAGGCCUGACAGCCGCCCUGGGCCGACCGGGGCCUGGACGGGCGUCCUCACUUCUCACCUCUGGCUCCUCCCGCCCGGCGGGGGCCCAGGGAGGCUGGGGCUGAGCUCUGGGCCCAAACAGGAACACCAGGUUCCGGGCCAGGGUGCAGAAGGCAGUGGAGGCCCCUCAGGAACCACAGCUGCGCCCCCCACCCCCCGGGGUGGGGGUUGGCGGUAGCCUCAGCAGAUCCUCCCCGCCUCCUCCAGGCUGGUACUGAGCAAAAUGGAGAGCUGGUGGCUUCCCCCUUCCUAUGGGGUCACCAGCCCUGAGGCGUCCUCCUUCUCUGCCAGGUGACCCACCCGAAGCCAGGCAGGGCUCACUGGUGGCUGGCUGGGGGCCCAAUGGCAGGACCCCUCCAGGUCAGAAUUCCCACCCGGGGUUCUCUAGUCUGCUGUCGGGAACAAACAGAAGCAGUGGCUCAGGGCCUGAAAGCGCCCUUCCCAGAAUCUCAGCAACCGUCCUCACGGCUGCCCUCCCGCCCCCAAGUCCUCCUGAACCCCAAGUCCCCGGCCUGGAAGGCCUUCCCUUGUGGGGAGGAGCUGAUCUCAGGGGCUGUGGCCCCGGGGACCUCUGGGGGAAGUAACAGAAAAGGGGAGCUGAGGCCGAGGCUGGCAAAAUGGCCUACAAACAGAGCCAGAGGCCUCCGCAAGCCUCGCGGGCCCGUGAAUGGUCCAAAGUUUGAGUCUUGGGGUUGUCAAGGGUGGACUGGCGGGCGGGGAGUGCAGGGGAAGCUUGACCGAGACUUGAGUCAGCCGAGAAGUAUGCAACUAUGGGGGCAAAUUAACCCCUGGGGGCUCCCGCCUCCCAGCCGGCCCAGGUCCUCAUGACCCAACCACUCAUUAGAGGUCACACCAGCCGGGCCAGUUUCCCAGGCCCAUUCCCAGCUGGGCUGGGCCGGGCAAGGACGGGUGGGGAAGCAAACAGCUGAAUUCAUCAGGGACUCUACUGUCUCAAUGAGACAGUCCCCACCCUGGACUGUGGCCCGGCUUCGUGAGGAGGGCCACUCCGAAAGCCUCGGACCGGGGUCUUGCCCAUACGUCAACGGGCCAUAAUCUUAAUUGUAGGAUGAACAACGACAAAAACUCUCAGCUGCUCUCUGGGAUAGGUGGUUGUUCACACCCCGGCUGUGCCAAGAGCUAACGCUCCCCCCCGCCCCCAGCUUAUGCCUCUUGGCAAAGUUCGCUAUCUAUGGGGAAAGAAAUAACGCCCUGCCUUUUAUCUAGUUCCCAAAUCCCUGUGGUGGCUGGUGUCCAUUAGGGGACCGCCAGGGAAGGGCUCCUCUGUAUAGGGGAUAUUUGGGAAGCAGGGAGGGCUGAUUGAAAACACUUAUGGACUUCUUUUUGCUCCUUUCCAGACUCAAAAAAGAGCAUAGGUGCUAUUUGUGGGGGCGGGGGGGGGGGGUAGGGAACAGGUGGAUUCAUGGGGAACAUAUUUAUUACAAGACUCAAAAUGUUAAAUUUACAAAGACUCUAAUGAGUCUGUUUUAUUUAAGCUCGGUCAGACUGCUUUCAACAGUGUCAUUGAAUUUCUGGGGACUUGACUCUAGUCUUUUCAGAUUCUGUUGUGUUUGCCAAACGCUAAUUUCAAAAAAACCUGUGGUGUUUUCAUGUCAUUCAUUCAGUGGUGACUCAUAGCUGGCACUUCUUUUAUUUUCAAAGAACGCCGAAAGUUAUUUUUUAAAUAAAGGUAUAUAUUUUCCCAAAGAUUCCAAAGACAUUGCCAACACCCACGGGGAGCUCUGAGCUUGGAC
Messenger RNA from Acinonyx jubatus (cheetah), 4380 nucleotides. RefSeq names its product ring finger protein 222 (gene RNF222). The coding region runs from base 2006 to 2599 and encodes 197 amino acids. The record is from RefSeq and is a predicted model, not a curated record. The transcript is spliced from 2 exons. NCBI's taxonomy places the organism in Eukaryota, Metazoa, Chordata, Mammalia, Carnivora, Felidae.